This is a messenger RNA of Myxocyprinus asiaticus (Chinese sucker), 7209 nucleotides long. RefSeq names its product unconventional myosin-Id. Gene Ontology annotation, cellular component: plasma membrane; actin cytoskeleton; cytoplasm. The transcript has 22 exons. The coding region runs from base 393 to 3407 and encodes 1004 amino acids. Gene Ontology annotation, molecular function: ATP binding; microfilament motor activity; actin filament binding. The record is from RefSeq and is a predicted model, not a curated record. Gene Ontology annotation, biological process: vesicle transport along actin filament; actin filament organization. NCBI's taxonomy places the organism in Eukaryota, Metazoa, Chordata, Actinopteri, Cypriniformes, Catostomidae.
CGCCGUAUGGUAGACGGGACGAGUGAAGUUCGCAGAAACAGGGAUGAGAGGUACGACUGUCGAUGUAGCGGGCUAUCACUUCUCAAACACCGGGAUCAUCUAAAAGUUGCGUGGAGUUUCAAGGCGAACGAGCCGAGGAGCGUUUAGCUGUGAGAAUAUAAAGUGAAGGAAACAACUUACAGUCAACAGGCAGUGCGUGUCUAUAUUUCCUUUUAAUAGGAACAUGAACAUAAUUGUGGUCUAGGCAAACAGUAAACACAUUAAGAACGAUGAUGCAUUAUUGUUUCAGUUUGACGCUCUCGAAUUGACUAUAUUGGACAUUCAAGUGUUAACUUUACGCAAUUUUCGUAGAAUUGUCGCACAGGUAUUUUUUAUAUUUCUUACGCGUUAUAAUGGCAGAACACGAAAGUUUGGAAUUCGGAAAGGCGGACUUUGUGCUUCUUGACAAUGUGUCUUUGGAGGAGUUUAUGGGCAACCUCAAGCUCAGGUUUGAAAAGGGUCGUAUCUACAGCUUCAUUGGAGAAGUGGUGGUGUCGGUUAACCCUUACCGUGCCAUGAACAUUUAUGGGCGGGACACCAUCGAGCAGUACAAAGGCCGAGAGUUGUACGAGCGCCCGCCACAUCUAUUUGCCAUUGCUGAUGCCGCAUACAAAGCCAUGAAGAGAAGGAACAAAGACACAUGCAUUGUUAUCUCAGGGGAGAGUGGAGCUGGAAAAACAGAGGCUAGUAAAUACAUUAUGCAAUAUAUCGCUGCUAUCACCAAUCCCAGCCAAAGAGCAGAGGUGGAGAGGGUGAAAAACAUGCUGCUGAAAUCCAACUGUGUCCUGGAGGCUUUUGGGAAUGCUAAGACCAACCGCAAUGAUAACUCCAGCCGGUUCGGCAAGUACAUGGAUAUCAACUUUGAUUUUAAGGGAGACCCCAUUGGCGGCCAUAUCAGCAACUAUCUGCUUGAGAAGUCUCGAGUCAUUUUUCAGCAGGAAGGUGAGAGAAGCUUCCACUCUUUCUACCAGCUGGUCAAGGGAGCUCCAGAUGCUCAGCUGCGGUCCUUGCACAUUCAGAGAGAUCCCACAGCAUACAACUACAUUAAAGUUGGAGGCCAGAUAAAGUCCUCUAUAAAUGACAGCGCUGAUUUUAAAAGUGUCACUGAUGCCAUGAAGGUGAUUGGCUUCACUGCAGAGGAGAUUCAGACGGUCUACAAGAUCCUGGCUACCAUCUUGCAUCUGGGGAAUCUGAAGUUUGGAAGUGAUGGAGAUGUGACUCUCAUUGAGAACUCUAAGCUGGUGGCUGUGCUGGGGGAUUUGCUGUCUACCAAAGAGGAGAAUGUAGAGAAGGCCCUACUCUAUCGCACUGUGGCUACUGGCCGUGACGUCAUUGACAAACAGCACACUGAUAAAGAAGCUAGUUAUGGCCGUGAUGCCUUGGCCAAGGCCAUUUAUGAGCGUCUUUUCUGUUGGAUUGUGGGAAGAAUCAAUGAUAUCAUUGAGGUGAAAAACUAUGAUGCAAGGGUCCAUGGGAAGAACACAGUGAUUGGAGUCCUGGACAUCUAUGGCUUUGAAAUCUUUCAGAACAACAGUUUUGAGCAGUUCUGUAUAAACUACUGCAAUGAGAAACUGCAGCAGCUCUUCAUUCAGCUGGUGUUGAAACAGGAACAGGAGGAAUAUCAGCGAGAGGGGAUUCCCUGGAAACAUAUCGACUAUUUUAACAAUCAAAUCAUAGUGGAUCUGGUGGAACAACAGCAUAAGGGCAUUUUCGCGGUCCUGGAUGAGGCAUGUAUGAAUGUUGGGAAGGUGACAGAUGAAAUGUUCCUGCAGGCGCUCAACGGCAAACUGGCGAAACAUGCCCACUACACCAGCCGCAAGCUUUCACCAACCGACAAAAAUCUGGAGUUUGACCGAGACUUCCGCAUCCGCCAUUAUGCAGGAGACGUGGUUUACUCUGUUGUGGGCUUCAUUGACAAAAACAAGGACACCUUGUUUCAGGAUUUCAAGAGGCUUCUUUACAACAGCUCAAACCCUGUGCUGAGGGCCAUGUGGCCAGAGGGCAAGCUGAGUAUCACAGAGGUCACCAAGCGACCCCUGACUGCUGCCACACUCUUCAAAAACUCCAUGAUCUCUCUGGUGGAGAACUUGGCCAGCAAGGAGCCAUACUAUGUCCGUUGCAUAAAGCCAAAUGACGUGAAGUCUCCGCUGCUGUUUGAACAUGAGCGCUGUAAGCACCAAGUGGAGUACCUGGGCCUCCUGGAGAACGUCCGGGUGCGACGAGCAGGCUUUGCUAACCGACAGACCUAUCCACGAUUCCUUCAGAGGUAUAAGAUGAUCUCAGAGUUCACCUGGCCCAACCACGACCAGCCUUCGGAUAAAGAGGCAGUGAAACGUCUCCUGCAGGGUUGUGGGUUCGAACACGACGUGGCCUAUGGCAAGACCAAAGUGUUCAUCCGCACCCCCCGAACCAUCUUCAGCCUGGAGGAGCAGAGAGCAGAGAUGGUGAAGAGGAUCGUCCUCUUUCUACAGAAGGUGUGGCGUGGGACACUGGCCAGAAUGCGAUACCGCCGCAUGCGUGCUGCCCUCAUCAUCAUCCGGGCGUACAGACGCUACAAGGUUAAAUCGUACGUCUGCGAGAUCAACUCCCGCUUCAGAAAUGUCCGCAGCAUGAAGGAUCAUGGCAAACAUGUGAAGUGGCCCACGCCGCCCAAGGUCUUGCGCAAGUUUGAAGAGGCACUGAGGAACAUCUAUAACAGAUGGUGGGCCUGGACACUCAUUAAAGACCUGUCUCCAGAAGAAACGCUGCAGAUCAGGGCUAAAGUGGCUACACUGGAGUGUCUGAAGGGGCAGAGAGCAGAUCUCGGACUGCAGAGAGUCUGGGAGGGCAACUACCUGAAAAGGGACAUUCCUGGGACAGCAUCUUCCUUUACUCUGGUGUCCAGUGAUCUGCAGAGGAAAGAUAAAUUCAUGAGGGUCCUUUUCUCCUGCAAUGUCCGCAAAAUAAAUCGCUUCAAUAAGGCAGAGGACCGAGCAUUGCUCAUCACUGAUCGCCAUCUUUACAAAAUGGACCCAGUCAAGCAAUACAAGCCCAUGAAGAGCAUCCCACUCUAUAAUGUGACCGGAGUGAGCGUUUCCCCUGGGAAAGACCAGCUGGUUGUCUUCCACACAAAAGACAACCGGGACCUAAUCGUGUGCCUGCAGGGUAUGGUGCCAGCAGGGGAUAGCCGCAUCGGAGAGCUGGUGGGGACUCUGCUCAGCCACUUCAAAAGUGAGAAGAGGAAGCUACAGGUGAACAUUGUCAGCCCCAUUCAAUGCAGUAUGAAUGGGAGGAAGUGUGCUGUCAUCGUGGAAACCAAGAUCAACCAAUCACAGCCAGACUUCACCAAAAACAGAUCAGGAUAUAUUCUCUCAGUGCCAGGCAACUAGAGGUUCAAGCAGCCCCUCUUAACUGUAGGAUAUCACCUGCUUUAUACUAGUCAAAACUUUUGAGUUGAACCUCAGAAAUGAAGCCAUACCAAAUUUGCAUGGAGGCAGGCAAGAAGGAUGUUUGAUUUUUCUGGUAGUAAUAUAAUAAAUUCCAAACUCCGGCUCAGAUUAUAUACAAGAUGACAAGGAGGAGGUAAGGAUAUACAUCCUCAAAGAAUAUUUUCCAGGCCCGGAUCCAUGUAUUUAUUAAACAUUACAACCAAAUGAAAGGUAAUCAUAAAUGUAAUAUUUAUGUGGAACAGGAGACGCAGGGCUUUAAAAAUAUCGAACUUAUGUUUUUAAAUACUGAAGGGUUUUUCUUUAAAGGGAAUAUGUUGGUUUUUGAUUAGUGGUUUAUGUGGGAUAAAGAGUAGCUUUGCUUAUGUCCCGAUGUCUCGCACAGAUUAUAUGCAGUUUUGGAGUUGCUGCUGAAUUUUGUUUAUCAGAGCUGGUUGAGAGGGAUAUGUUGAUCAUAUCUUUAAACUCAUUAACUGCUCAGAGAGGAGCGUUAAACUUUCUCGUAAUUUAAACUAUUAUUUUUCUGCAUAUUUCUGGUAAUCUAUAGCUAGGUAAAUAUUGAACACAGAAACUGUCGUAGAGAAUAUUGGAUUGUAGCUUACAUAAUGUACUGUAUACACUACAUAUAACGUAGGUAGGCGAGAACUGUCAUUUAUUCACAUAUUUCUUUAUCUUGGAGUAGAGGCAGCAUAAAGGAGGUGAUGAUUGCGUCAGGCUAUGUUAUUUUCUAUUGCCAUUUUAUAUAAUAAUAGUGGUCCCAUGAGAAACAUACGCCCUCUCGGAGAACACACCAGGUGAAGUCGUCCAGUCGCCCUGGCUGAUUCUUUGGUCUGUCGCAAAAUAAUCAAGGAGGAUCAUUUUAGCAUUUAAUAAUUUCUGUAAUGAUGAAGCUGUAAAAUAGACAAAAGAGACACUCUUAUGUUUACAAAGACUGAACUCAAAAUAGCCCAAAGGUGGUCGCCAUUAUUUAUAUGAGCCAUAAAGGACAAAAAUAUGUUUUUGUCACCAAAAAAACAUAAGAAAAGGAAAAUCCUCUAAACCACUAGUGAUAAUAUUUGAAGAGAACAGGCAACCAGUUGUUCCGUUAUGGUCCGUUUUCACUUGUCAAAUGGCUUUUCAAUAUGCAAUGCUUUGUUUAACAAAAAAACUAGCCAGCUGUAAUAUUUGUAAACUUUGCCUCUACAGUACAGUGGCCCCAAAAAGUAUUUGGACACUUAAGUAACACUUAAAAAUGCAUGAAUGUCUAAGCAAGUGGCAUUUAUUUUUCAAGCAAAACUUCCAUGCAAAACUACUUUUUUAGGUUUGAAAUGCUAAAACCAGAGACCUACUCUGCAAAAUGAAGACCCAAAGUAUUUGGAACCUCUCUGGUUGUCAAACAUUAGUGGAAAAAGUCCACAGUUAAUGUGAUGAACUACCCCUAUGGUUACUCUGCAAGCACCUGCGUGACCCUGAGUAAAACUUCAUACAUCCACUAAAAAUCACUUUGACAUCAGUCUGUUGAAAGUCAUUGCAAAUAUGGCUCAGAAAUGAAGUCUUUUCUAAGAAAAUCUCUAGUAUUAUUUGAUUGCAGAUUCCACUUGUUUUGAUAUUUUGUAUCUAAUGCCAUUAAAUUCAAACAGUUUAAAAUGUGGCUUAAGUGUCCAAAUACUUCUUAAAACCAUUGUAUGUGUGUGAGUGUGUGUUCAAAUAUGAGAGCGAGAAUGAAAGAAAGAGCAGUAUUUAUUCAUAUUAACAAAAUCAACGUCUGCCUUAGUUUAAAGCUUCCAGUACUGACAGACAAAGUGCCAAACUGAUAUUCAUUCCUAAGCAUGCAGUUUCAUAAAUAUUCUUUUUUGAUCAUUGUUUCGUUGUAAUGUCCGUGACUGGUAGCUAAGGAAGUAUGAUCUUUUUUUUUUUAUCAGUUAAUUAGGAUCGUUCCUUGUGGCCAAAAACAUAGUUAAGCUUCCAUCGGCAUAGCAUCUGUCCUUGCUGUGAUGUACCACGGCAUGUGAUGUGAUUUAAAUGGGGAAUAAUGGAUCGGAUAGCAAGCUGUGUCCCACAACUUAUGAUCCAGGCCAAUCGGACUAUCAUUUUUAGCAAGUGAUAAGCAAUGCCUGCAAUCAGCACAGUCAAUGUGGUUUUGAAAUAGCCUCAGGUUAAAUGUGAAUGCUUAUGCAUGCCUGAUUUCUAUUACAAUUUUCCACAACCAUCCAUUUGUAUGCUUUGCACUGCAAAAAAAAAAAAAAAAAUCAUGUUUCUACUCAGUAUAUCUGUUUGUUUUGCAGUAUUCCAUAUAUCUUUAAAACGUGAUAAAUGUACUUGUGAAGCAAUGUUGUGUAAGAUAUUAAGACUUGCUUUUAGAAAAUACUGUAUAUAUUGAACUAAGGUUAUUUUUCUUACCCAAUUUGCAAAUUUGUUUUACUAGUUUUAAGCAUAAUUCAAACCAAAUAUAGUGGAGUUUAUGCUCAAAAUAAGAAAAAAAUGAUUGCCAAUGGACCAAGAAAUUAUUAUUUUUUAAAUCAAGAUAUAUUAUCUGAAAACAGGUCUUAGUAGCUUACACAAUUUUGCUUCUCAUGUAAAAAAAAUGUUUAGAUAAACUAGACAAUUAUGAAAUAAACAGGUCCUCUCCUCUAAAUCAUUUUACAUAGGAAGGAAUAAUUAUGUCCAUUUACAAAGCCAAUACCAGCUUCCCCUCUUGCCCAUCUUCCCUCACUCUCUCUCUCUCUCUCUCUCUCUCUCUCUCUCUCUCUCUCUCUCUCUCUCUCUCUCUCUCUCUCUCUCUGUCUCUCACAUUACACUCUCUUGUCUUCUUCCUCUCUGUCCCAGUACGCUUCCUCUUGACUAUAAGCCUGUUUCAGUAAAGUGUGUCAACAGAAACACACAGUGUCCCCAGUGCUAUUUGGAAGAUAAAGUCAGACACCCUACCCACAGACAACAGACACCCAAGUAACAGAUUCCUCACGGUUCAGGAACUGCUCACGGAUCUCUUAGAACUCUUUGCCAGAAAGGUGAAGUUUUAAAUACAACAAAUGCACUUUUAAUUACUGUUAUAUCAGGCUUUUCUUGAAUCUAACACAGUGUCUUUCAUUGCCAAUGGUUAGGCAUACCUGUUAUUUGUUUUGUCUCUCAAUAGAGGCAUAUUGACAAUAUGUGAAUGCUCUCUGUUGCCUUAAAAAAUAAGACUUGUUUGAUUUUCAGUUAUACUGUUUAAAAUACUAUUUUACAACUCUUUCUGUGGGUAGAGCGAUCUGUUUUGUUAGUAAUAGUUAUCUUGUAUAUUCAUCUUUUUGUUCUUGUCAUCAACCCUACUGGUGCAAUUUAAGUGCUAAAUAAUUUAAUUCCUUAAAAACAUGUUUAAUGUUGUUUGUUCAAAUUUGUUUAGUUAUACAUGUUCAUCUUGGUUAAUAUUAGCAUCCUUGAGAUUUAAUCUGAUCAAUCAAUGUGCCUACUUUUGUACUUCUAUUUAGGUAAUAUAUUAUUUUAAAAUUAUGUUUUUAAAAGAUGCUACCCAUGCUUGGACCAAAUCAAAAAAGGAAUCCUGUUUAUACAGUGUGGUUGUUGAAAACAGCUUUUUCAUAUCUAUAUUAAUGCAAAAAUUAUUCUGUAAUUUGUGCAUUUUUUUUAUUCAUGUUCAGAUAUCAAAAUACUUUCAUUUUGCAGAAAUAUUAUACUAUAUUGCAGACUUAUUACUGAUUUACCAUUUUGUUAAUCAAAUACAGGCUGCACCAAAUAUCUGCUCCUGAAAUAAACUUGUCCUUGAAGUGUC